Molecule: messenger RNA, 1554 nt
Organism: Arachis ipaensis
Lineage: Eukaryota; Viridiplantae; Streptophyta; Magnoliopsida; Fabales; Fabaceae
Molecular function (GO): nucleic acid binding; zinc ion binding
Source: RefSeq, a predicted model, not a curated record
AUGGCUGAGGCUGUGCGUGAAACGGCGACUGCUACUACCCGAGCAGUUAACCGUCUGGGGGAACGUAAUGGAGAGCGUAAUAAUGACCGUAAUGGUGAAAAUGGUGGGAACGGUGAUGGAGAUAACAUGAAUCAUGAUAGGCCUAUGACAUUAGCUGCUUUCUUGAAAGUUAAUCCACCGAAGUUCAAGGGUACGACUGUAGCAAAUGAAGCUAAUAAUUGGUUCCGAGGCAUAGAAAGGUCCUUGAGGGCACAGCAUGUCCCGGAAGAACAGUAUGUAGAAUUUGCUACUUAUAUGUUGGAAGGGGAUGCUCAGCACUGGUGGCAGGGCAUUCAACGUUUACUGCAGCAAGAUGAGGGUAAUAUUUUGUGGGAUGUUUUCAAAGAAGAGUUCUAUAAGAAGUACUUUCCUAGAGCUACUCGUGAGGCAAAAGAGAUGGAGUUGAUGCAGUUGAAACAGGGAAGUAUGUCUGUUGCUGAGUAUACAAGGAAGUUUGAAGAUUUAUGUCGUUUUUCCAAGGUUUGUCAAGGGAAUCCAGCAGAUUUCGAAGAGUGGAAAUAUUUGAAAUUUGAAGGAGGACUCCGUGAAGAUUUGUUGAACUCAGUAGUUCCAUUGGAAAUACGGAAUUUUGCAGAGUUGGUUAAUAAGAGUCAGCUAGUAGAGGACUAUGCUAAGAAGAUAGCUGCAGCUUGGAUGAAUCGCCCAGGAUCUUCUUUUCAGAAUUAUAAUCGGUAUACAGCUCCUCAGGGAAAGAAUUUUAAGCAGGGAGCAAUGCCUUCACGAAGGUACAAUCAGAAUAAAAAUGUUCAUGCACGUCCUACAGGAGGGAAUGGAGGAAGAAUGAGACAGGAUAUGGGUAAGCGACCUCAGCAGGCGCAGAUGCGACUAGUAUGUAGGCAGUGCGGAAAGAAGCAUGGAGGUAGACCUUGUCAGCUUACAGGCGUUAUCUGUUUUUCUUGUGGUCAGUCUGGACAUAUGGCUAAGGACUGUCUGAAGAAGCCAGUACAAGGAAUAGAUAGGCCGCGACAGCAAGAACGUGUGUUUGCUAUGACUGCUGAUGACGCAAUGAAAUCAGACUCCCUAAUUCAAGGUCAGUGUUAUGUCAAAUCUCGACUUUUAACUGUACUGUAUGACUCUGGUGCAUCACAUUCAUUUAUUUCUGAGACUGUUGCGCAUGAGUUGGGAUUAGAUUUCACCAUGUUAGAUUAUAAUCUAAUUGUUUGUACACCCACAUCUCAAAAUGCCUUGACUAGUCAAGUAUGUCAACAGGAGCCUUUUGUUAUUGAGGCUAGGACUUUUAUACAUGACCUGGUUUGUUUGCCUUUGUGUGGUUUAGAUAUUAUCUUAGGUCUAGAUUGGUUGUCCAAGCAUCAUGUUUUCCUUGAUUGUUUUAAACGAAUUGCUACAUUUCCAUCAUCUGAAAUGCACACUGAACCAGUUGAGUCUUGUACUUUCUAUUUGAAUUCCCUAAGAGUUAUUUCUAGUAAUAGUGGGUUAGAGGGUUACGUUCUACUAUCGGCUAGCUCAGAAACUAAUGAACAAGACUUGGAGUAA